GUGUGACCUUUUUGGCGUGUUUUGCUGACCGUCGGUGUCCUAAAGCCGCCGAUCCUUCGUGUUGACCUUCCCGGUGGGUCGGCGUGGGGGAACACAGUAGACGAUGUGCCCUUUGCGCUUCAUCCUCGUGUUCCUCUCCGCGGCCCUCGCCGGGUUCCUCGCCUGGAAAUCGAUCCGUUCCUCUCCUCCCUCCCUGGUCUCCGAUGAUUCCCACGAGAUCGACACCCCCUGUGACGACUCCUCCAUCAAAGCCCGAAUCUUUCGAGCUGGAAAGGCGAUUGAGAAUGGGUUCUGGGUGUUUCUUGACAUGGCCAGCGGCCGGUACUUGUGGAGGGCGAUGAAAGAAAGGUGAGAAGUUGGGCGUCCUCGAUGAUUUGGGGGUUUUUUUUCCGGAGUAAUUGUUCCUUCUCGUGUUGAAUUCGAACAGUGUUCCGUGAAUCGGGUUGUAAUCUUGUUGUUGCGUGCUAGAAUUCGUUUGAAAUUGUGGAUUUUUGGUUCCAGUGGUUGUUGAUUGAGAUGUGUCGAUUAUGUCGUAUCCACGUUGAUUUAGAUGUUAUACACAGAGCAUUGAUGUAUCAAACGAUUGUUUGAUUUGGUUACGUCACGGCACGUCUUCCACAUUGAGUAUGAACAAUCUGCUAAAUGGAUUUUCCAGUUUAAUUGUCUUCUUUUACUUA
This is a messenger RNA of Musa acuminata subsp. malaccensis (wild Malaysian banana), 677 nucleotides long. RefSeq lists its product as uncharacterized. NCBI's taxonomy places the organism in Eukaryota, Viridiplantae, Streptophyta, Magnoliopsida, Zingiberales, Musaceae. The record is from RefSeq and is a predicted model, not a curated record.